Molecule: messenger RNA, 1875 nt
Organism: Coprinopsis cinerea okayama7#130
Lineage: Eukaryota; Fungi; Basidiomycota; Agaricomycetes; Agaricales; Psathyrellaceae
Exons: 3
Coding region: 1-1875 (624 amino acids)
Source: RefSeq, a predicted model, not a curated record
AUGCCGCCGCCUGCCACUGAUGGUGACGCGUCCAAGUGCCUACUACGCACCCCUCCCGGACGCGUUCCUCCCCCCGUGCGUGAUCCAACCCAGCCCGACACACGCACUUCCAACUCCAACCAUGCCGACACCGACCAGCGCAAACGACGAUCAUACGAGCCUGAACAAGCUGAACAUGACACGAUCUACCCACUCACACUGUACGACCUCAUGGGCGAAGGGACGUCGAUAACCACCGGAUGGCUCGUCCGCGGAUACAUUGACGUCAACAAGUUGGGGGAGGCGCUUGACCGGGUCGUUGAAAAGUGGCCUUUGUUGGGUGGGAGGCUGGAGAUGGUUGGUGAGCGGGGAUAUCAAAUACGCGUUUCACCACCCAACUCUUCUUCGUCCCAAGACCCCGCCCAACAACCACGAAAAUACGUUUUAACAUCUUCCCGCUCUACCCGCUCUCUCGCCCAAUACGGCGUAACACCAAGCCUUCUCAGCGGUCGAAUAACGCACAGUCUGCCACCCGAACUGUUCAUGCACGAGAAAGUGAGGAAGAACACGAUGUGGAGGAGGAUGAAGCAUUAUUGUGGGAAGCCGUUGACCUUUUGGCAUGUUACGCAUAUUCGGGGAGGUUCUGUCGGUGACAAAAGAGGGCGAGAGGUGAACGAGGAGGAGGGAGGGGCAGGGGAGGAGUACUCGUGCAUCGGCAUCCACUUCACACAUGGUCUCUUUGAUGGACUGGGAUUAUCGCUCAUCGUCCACGCAGUCGAAGCCGAGUUGAGCGGGAGGGAAUGGGACGUCCCACCACUCCCCUCCACCCCGGGCCUCCAGAGGAAUGCACUGGAAGACAUCCUGGAGGGGCUGGAGGGAGAGCAGCGGGUUCAAUGUGCGACCGAUUCGAAGAGGACGGUGGAUUCCGAAGGGGCUAUCGCGGGAAAGAAAUACAACGACAGAGAACAAGUCAGCGAAGGAAGCGAUGAUGACGAGUUCAAGUACCGUUCGUCGAUCGUGGGCCUUUGGUUCUGCUUCGUGUGGUUCGUCUACUAUAUGUGGCAGUUCUACUUCCAUAAACGGAAGAACUGCAUCGUCGUGCUUCCGAAGCGGGUUUGGGAGGGGUUGGUGGAGAAAGUUCGACGGGAGGCUGCCGCCUCAUUCGAGAACUCCCAUGGUAACUUGGAUGAGAGCGGUGAUGUGGCGGAAGGAGCGAGACUUUCGACUGGCGAUAUUAUUACUGCUUGGUUGAUCAAGACUAUAUAUUCCGAUACCAAAACGCCCCCUUCAAAACUGAUAAACACGACGGGGAUGGCGUCGCUCCGCCCAUACUUCGCCCCAGACCUCAACCACUACCCCCACAACUGCUUCAUCCCAAUCCCAUUCCCACUCCUCAAGGUGGGGAGGAUCAGGGAAGAAAGCGUACUGGGUCUGGCGAGGAUCAUCAGGGAGGGGAGGAAGAGAGUGAAGAAGGAGGAUGCGAGCCUCAUAUGGAGGAGGAUGAAGGAGGCUGUUGGGUGUAUUACGGAGGCGAAUCACGGUGACGCAGCAAAAAAGAAAGGGUUCCGAUCGUUCAUCCCUUUCGACGCCAAAGCGGACGAGCACAUCACCAUCUCCAACAUCUCUGUUGCGAGGGUUGUGGAUGUCGACUGGAGCGGCGCCAUCUGCCACACACGCUCCGGACUCAAUCAGGAGGGCCUCGGAAAGGUGAUGUGUCGCUACAAAUACAUGUUCGGCAGCUCGGAGAUUGUGUCGAACGUGGUAACUGUGGCGGGAAGGUUGGGAGAUGGAGGUCUUGUGCUGGAUGUGGUGUUGAUCGAGAGGAGGAUGAAGAAGCUGGAAGAGGCGGUGAGGAUGUUGGUACAAGAGUUUGGUGCGACGGUGGAUCGUAGAUAG